Lottia gigantea (owl limpet) is the source of this 1253-nucleotide messenger RNA. RefSeq lists its product as hypothetical. The transcript is spliced from 9 exons. The record is from RefSeq and is a predicted model, not a curated record. Gene Ontology annotation, biological process: positive regulation of transcription by RNA polymerase II; peptidyl-lysine trimethylation; peptidyl-lysine monomethylation. The coding region runs from base 1 to 1251 and encodes 416 amino acids. Lineage: Eukaryota; Metazoa; Mollusca; Gastropoda; Lottiidae. Gene Ontology annotation, molecular function: protein binding; transcription coactivator activity; histone H3K4 methyltransferase activity.
AUGAAAGGCAGAACUUGGCGAAAACGUCAACAAAAGUUUGUGACGAAAGAGUUGGUUAAACCUAUCGACCACACUGAGAUUGAAGAAAACAAACAUCUUGGGAAGUGGGUUAAAAAGAUGGGAACGAAAAAGCAUCGAUUGCAGUCUAGAAUAUUUCCAGAAACUGGUCGAGGUAUGAUGGCCCUAUCUAAUUUUUCUCCUGGAGAUGUUAUUAUUUCUCUGCCCUUUAACCUACUAAUUACAGCUGACACAGUUUUAAACAGUACAAUAGGACAUUACAUCAAGAGCUACAAUCCUAAACUAUCAUUACAUCAAGCGCUGGCAUUAUUCUUAUUAUUCGAGAAAAACAAGGGGGAAGACUCUAUUUGGUGGAAUUAUCUCCAGACCAUACCUAAAUCAUUUACAACAGUUGGCUACUUCUCACAGGAGGAAUGUGUACGAUUACCAGAACGACUUCAAAAUUCUGUUCAAAUUCACAUUACAAAAUUACGUAAAGAUUAUAGACAUUGUCAAAAACUUUGGUUUAUGCGAGGACUAUAUUUAAAUUUUGAAGCAUUCCAAUGGGCAUGGUAUGCUGUGAAUUCUAGAUCAGUGUAUUAUAAGACAACUUGUGAUCAUCUUGAAGAAGAAGAGUGUAACAUGGCCUUGGCUCCAUUUCUUGAUUUACUUAAUCAUUCUACAGAGGCUAAGUCAGAAGCCAAGUUUAAUACAAUAAAUCAGUGCUAUGAGAUUACUACUGGUAACAUCUUUAGAAAAUAUGACCAGGUUUUUAUUUCGUAUGGACCACAUGAUAACCACAAACUAUUCUUAGAAUAUGGUUUUAUACUUCCAAACAAUCCCAACUCAGUUUACCCCAUUACUCAAGAAAUGAUAUUUGAGUUAGCAAAUCAAGAAAAAGUGAAGCAUUUUAGUCAGAAAAUACAGAUUUUAAAAGACAACAACCUUCUCAAAGAAUCAACUUGCAGUAAUGAAGGGGUUGAUUGGAAAUUGGACAAAGUCUUCAAAAUCUUAUCAUGUAACUGGACACAAUUGCAAAACUGGAAACAAAUAAUACUUGGAACAGUUUUGUAUCUUGAGGUAGUUCAAGAAUCAAGAAGAUUGUCUUUAAUUUUAUUAAACAAAGAACUUGAUAAAACUUUACAACAAAUUCAGAGCCAGAAACCACCAAUAAAUUAUCAUGAAGAGAUCUGCAACAAUUUACUACUGGAAGACCUGAAGAUUUUACAAACAUCAUUAAAAUUACAAGUCUGAAU